Molecule: messenger RNA, 1901 nt
Organism: Thlaspi arvense
Lineage: Eukaryota; Viridiplantae; Streptophyta; Magnoliopsida; Brassicales; Brassicaceae
Source: the annotation of a GenBank genome assembly
UUUUAAUGGAAUUAAAAAAAAAAAGAAUUUCCAUAAGUCUAAAAAAUGCCGAAAAGGGGGAAAUGACUAACGAAGUAGUUAGUAGUAUAUGAAGAAGGGAUCGAAUUGUCGAGAGAGAAUCAGAAGAAAUCUCGUCAAAAUCUGUUUUCAAGUUUUUAUACAGUCCAAAUCUCAAAUCCCUCUUUCGGAAAAUAUCAUUUUGAAAUUCGAAAAUUCUAGGGUUUUUCUCUGUUUUGUGAUCCAAUCUUGAAUUCGAAUGAGCUCUUUACCGUCAACGGCGAAUACCGACAACGGCCGCCACGAAAACGGCGAGACCAGCACCGGAAAUGGUCGAGAUCGAGAUCGAGAUCUGAUCUUACACUACCUUGACAGGGUUCGUCUCUCUGCAACGACGCGAGGUGAUUCGAAGGUAGAUGGUGAAGGUGAAGAAUUGCCCACGGAGCUGAACACGAUUAAUAGCGCAGGAGGGUUUCUGAUUGUCUCUCCCGAUAAACUUUCCGUCAAGUAUACGACGACGAAUCUUCACGGUCACGACGUUGGUGUUGUUCAGGCUAAUAGACCUGCUCCGUUCAAGUGUCUCACUUACUACUUCGAGAUUUUUGUUAAGGAUGCUGGCGUUAAAGGGCAAGUCGCUAUUGGUUUCACUAAAGAGAGCUUCAAAAUGCGGAGACAGCCCGGAUGGGAAGUGAACAGCUGUGGCUACCAUGGGGAUGAUGGAUAUCUAUAUCGAGGAAAGGGAACAGGCGAAGCCUUUGGUCCAACUUAUACAAAGGGUGAUACGGUCGGUGGUGGUAUAAACUACGCUUCACAGGAGUUCUUUUUCACUAAAAACGGAGCUCUUGUGGGGAAAAUCCCUAAGGACAUUAAGGGCCAUCUAUUUCCUACUGUAGCUGUACAUAGCCAAAAUGAAGAGGUUUCUGUCAAUUUUGGGAAGACGAAGUUUGCUUUUGAUGUCAAGGGAUUUGAAGCAUCUGAGAGGAAUAAGCAACAAAUGGCAAUCGAAAAAAUAUCUAUACCUCCAAACAUGGGUUAUGGGCUUGUAAAGACCUAUUUGCUACACUAUGGCUAUGAGGAGACACUCGACGCUUUCGACCUUGCUACUAAAACUACAGUUCCUCCAAUCCAUAUAGCUCAAGAGAAUGCUAUUGAUGAGGACGAUUCAUCAUAUGCUUUGAAUCAGAGAAAGACUCUUAGACAGCUUGUCAGGAACGGUGAGAUUGAUGGUGCUCUGGCUAAACUCCGGGAUUGGUAUCCCCAAAUUGUACAGGACGAUAAAUCAGUAGUUUGCUUCCUCCUUCACUGUCAAAAGUUUAUCGAAUUAGUACGGGUUGGAAAACUUGACGAAGGUGUGAAGUAUGGCAGACUCGAGUUAGCUAGAUUUGUUGGGUUAACCGGAUUUCAAGAUAUAGUCGAGGACUGCUUUGCUUUGCUUGUUUAUGAAAAGCCCGAGGAAUCAUCGGUGGGGUACUUCCUAGAAGACUCACAGAAGGAACUAGUGGCUGAUGCAGUGAACUCAGCGAUUCUAUCAACAAAUCCAAAUAUGAAAGAUGUUCAGAGAAGCUGUCACUUGCAUUCACAUCUGGAGAAACUUCUCAGACAACUAACCGUGUGCUGUUUGGAGAGGCGGUCACUGAACGGAAACCAAGGCGAAACAUUCCGGCUUCACCAUGUUCUUCUUAACAACAGUACAAGAAGAUGAAGUUCGGGUUAGCCGUGCAUUUUCUUUUGAAAAUUCUGUGGUUUGUUUGGUUGUUUCCAAUCAUAUAAGUGGCUUUUGUUCAUACCUGUGUGAUAUUAUGUUGAACUUUCCCAUUCUGUAAAAAAAAGGUUAAGAAUAUAACUUGCAUUUAUGUUUUUCCAAAGUUUAGAUGAUCCAAACUAAGUUUGUUCAUCAUUCAGGC